This is a messenger RNA of Prunus avium (sweet cherry), 4536 nucleotides long. The record is from RefSeq and is a predicted model, not a curated record. NCBI's taxonomy places the organism in Eukaryota, Viridiplantae, Streptophyta, Magnoliopsida, Rosales, Rosaceae.
ACACAAAUAUUGGGGUGCCUAGGUUUCGAACCUCUGUUCACAUUGAUGGAGGUGAAAAAGCCAUCCCCCACCCCACUAACAUCAAGGACUAUAAUAAUCUUAUGAGUGGCUUGAAGAUGGAGGAAAAUUGAUGUGGACAUUUAAACAACUCUCAUUUCGAAGAAACCCAAGGUCGUUGGAAUUGGAAAGCUCCUAGUUCUUGCAGGGCAAUUGUCCCGUGGUCCACAAGAACGCGGGGAGAAGAACAACUGUUGACUUGAUUGGACGCCUUAAGAAAAUAGCCUAUUUUCUCAACCGCAAAUAAUAGAGCUAAUAAUAUUGAACUGAAAAGGAGGCGAAUGAGAAAGAAUUAUCCUUCAAAAACAAAAACAAAAACAAAAGAAUAUAUGAAAGAGCUAGCAUUAUUGAAACCCUACCCAAAAACAAAAGAAGAUAUGAAGCCACUGAGAUAGUGAUCAUUUUGUUGUGGUAUCAUCUCUGUUGGUUAAACUGUGACUGACUGUUUAUCCACACCUGUUGAUCUCAAGAGCUGUGUCCAUUCACGACUUGCCAUGGAAGCUGUGAUUGUAGCUCCGCUUCUAGAGGUGCUGUUUGGAAGGCUAACUUCCUCUGUUGCUGGUGAAGUGCAAACUCGCCGAGAUUUCAAGAAGGAGAUGGAGAAGCUGCGGAACAUGUUACCAGUGAUUCAAGGCGUGAUAGAAGAUGCAGAGGAGCAGCAGAUGAAAGAUAAGAAGGUCAGAGGUUGGCUGGUGAAGCUCAAAGAAGUGGCCUGCGAAGCAGACGACCUGUUGGAUGAGAUUUCCACCCUCCUUCUGCGAAGACUGUUAAUGGAAGUGACCAACGGCAACUACAACGACCUGUCUUACAGACUUCGUAAUCGACCUUCAAACACCGAGGAGGGGUUUGGUCUCAGACUGAGACAGAUUCGACAACGGACAACAUAUAAGGUAAGGAAGACUACCUUAAAGCUUGCAACAAUUCCAGUUCACUUUAAAAUGUCGCGUAAGCUGAAGGAGAUUCGGGAAAAUCUGGAAGAUCUCACCAAGCAAAUGUCUUGCUUCCAAUUCAAACAGUGUUCGCCAUAUAAGCGGUCAGAUACCAUGGAGAGACGCGAAACCGGACCCUAUGUUGAUGAAUCUAAGGUUUUUGGCAGAGAUGAGGAUGUGAAGAAGAUUGUUGAGAAGUUGCUGUCAGGAAGUGGUCCUCAAGUUCCAGUAAUUCCGAUUGUUGGAAUUGGAGGCAUGGGGAAGACAACACUUGCUCAGUUAGUAUACAAUGAUCCGAGGGUCAGGAGGCAUUUUGAACUUGAGAUGUGGGUAUCCAUCAAUGAUAAUUUCAACUCGAAAAGGAUCAUCAAUCAAAUGUUGGAUUAUGUCACAAAGAGUAGCCAUGACAGCUUGCAGAUUGGUGUGCUGCAGUCUCAGUUGAGGCAAUCAUUGGGGGGAAAAAGAUACUUACUUGUGCUAGAUGAUGUGUGGAACCAUGAUCAAGAUGAAUGGGAUAAACUAAUUAAUCCAUUGAAGGGCACUGCGGAUGGAAGUAAAAUUAUACUUACUACACGGAGCGAGGCAGUCGCAGCAAUAACUAGUGCAUCUCCCCCUUACCGUUUGGAAGCGCUAAGCAAAGAUGAUUGUUGGAAAUUGUUCAAGCAACUAGCCUUUUCAGAGGGAAAAGAAGAUGAAUUUCCAAGCUUACUGCCCAUUGGUGAACAAAUAGUUGACAAGUGCAAAGGUGUACCUUUGGUGGCUAAAACUCUUGGAAGCCUACUGCGCUUAAAAAGACAAGAAACCGAGUGGUCAAAUGUGCAAAAGAGUGAGCUGUGGAGUAACAAUGGAGGUGAGAACAGAAUUUUAACAAUCUUACGACUGAGUUACAAUCACUUGCCAUCGCAUCUAAAACCUUGUUUUGCAUAUUGCUCAGUGUUCCCUAAAAAUUACGAGAUAAAUAAGGAAAAGUUGAUCCAUCAAUGGGUUGCACAAGGCUUAAUUGAUGAUCAAGAGUCUUUCCUGAAUAUGGAGGACAUUGGGAACGAGUAUUUUAACAACUUAUUGAUGAUGUCUUUCUUUCAAGGCAUAAGAAAAUCUGAUGACGACGAAGUUAUGACAGAGUUUACAAUGCAUGACCUUAUUCAUGAUCUUGCAAAGUCUGUCUCUGGAGAAGAAUUUAUGACUCUUGAGCAUGACAACGUGCGUUCUAAUCUCAUAGAAAUUCCGUACCUGACAGAUGGUUUCUCAAAGAUACGCCAUGCUUCAGUUGUUUCCAAUCCUAGCUCUUGUUUGAUCCCCAAAGCCUUGUGUAAAGCAAAGAAACUGCGUACCCUCAAUUUGCUGUCACCAAGAGAGGAUUCUGAGCAAGUCCUUCCUGCUUUAGUCUCAACUUUUAAGCACCUCAGAGUGCUCAAUCUGAGUGGAUAUGACACUAAAAGACUGCACAGAUCGAUUGGGGGGUUGAUAUAUUUGAGAUAUCUUGAUCUCUCUUAUACUCUCAUUGAGACCAUGCCAGCAACAAUCUGUGAUCUCUGCAAUUUGCAGACACUGAAUCUUUCAAAUUGCAGUGAGCUCAGGGAGUUACCAAGGGGUACAGCAAGGUUGAUAAGACUGAGACAUCUGCAUAUAGAUAAUUGUGCAAAACUUGAUUACAUGCCCCCAUCAAUCGGAAACUUAUGCCAACUUCGGACUUUGCCAGUAUUUAUUGUUGGUUGCAAAAUCGAAGAUGACAUUAUUCAGCUUCUGACACUGAGAAAUCUUGAAGGCAACUUAAAAAUCACACACCUGGAGAGAGUUCCUAUAUGUCAUGAGAUCUCAGGUAUUCCGAGGUGGAUGUCAUCAAGAAACUUCUACUCAUUAGAACUGUCAUGGGGGUAUGUUGAUGAGGGUAAGUCAGCUAGUAACACAUCCAGCAGACAAAGUCCCAGGCGCAAUCCACUUGAAGAUGAGAAUUUAUGCUAUUGUUUUGAACCAAACCACUGUAUAAGAAAUUUGUCCAUAAAAGGUUAUUCAGGAGAAACCUUUCCCGAUUGGAUGAAAGGCCUUGAAAAUCUCACUCAGGUGAACUUCAUUAACUGCAAGAACUGUGAGAGUCUUCCUACGCUUGGGCAACUUCCAGUCCUCAAGAUCCUUAACAUCCAAGGAAUGGAAUCCAUCGUAAACAUUGGUGUUGAGUUCUCAGGUGAAGGUGAUAGACCAUUCCCGUCACUGAAAGAACUAACACUCAGAGACUUUCCUGCAUUGCAAACUUGGAGAAGUAAGGAUUCUGUGGAUGCAUUUACUUGUCUGGACAGAUUAAUCAUCUCAAAAUGUCCAUUGUUGAUAACCAUGCCAUGGUUUCCUUCUCUUCAAAACUUGGAGCUGCAGAACUGCAACGAUAAGGUAGUAUGGCCAGCAUCAGAUCUAAACUCGCUUUCCACUCUCAUUAUUGACUUCUGUCAAGAGUUAUGCUUUCUACCAAAAAGAUUGCUGCAGAGCAAUUCACGUCUGAAGUCCUUAACACUUACCUCAUGUCCCAAGCUUAGCUCUAUACCUGAAAAUCUAGCAAACCUGACUGCUCUGGAAUCGCUGAAAAUUGCGUGGUGUGACCAGCUAGAUACUUUGCCACAUGGAUUAAGAAACCUCACGUCACUGAAGAAUUUGGAGAUCAUUGAGUGUCCUAAUUUAUCCUGUUUGCCAGAAGAAAGCAUGGAAGGCUUGUGCUCACUUCGAUCAUUCUCGAUUGAGAAUUGUCCAAGCUUAACAUCUUUGCCAAUGGGGAUGAAACACCUCACAGCCCUUGAGAACCUCACAAUCAUGUAUUGUCCUAAUAUGGUUCAUCUGCCAGAUAAUUUUCAAUGCCUCUCAGCACUUAGAAGCAUGGCCAUUUUAAGCUGUUCGGAGAUCGCAUCUUUGCCAGAGGGACUGCAACACAUCCAGAAAUUACAAAUCCUGGAAAUUCGUGGCUGUCCAAAACUCACGGAAUUGCCAGAGCGGGUUGAGCAUCUUGUUUCACUUCGGUCUUUGACAAUCUCAGAGUGUCCAAAUAUAAAGUUGUUGCCAAAUGGUCUACAACGUCUCACUGCGCUCCAACACCUGUCCAUCAGAGACUGCCCUGAGCUUGAGCAGCGUUGCAAGAGAGGAGAUGGUGAGGACUGGCAGAAGAUAUUUCAUAUCCCAUUUAUCUAUGUUGGAUCAUCAGCAUUGCAGCAGAGGCAAGACAUUGCAUCGACCUCACAAAAUCUUUAGAUGGCUACACAGGAAGACAACUGGCUUGCAUCCCCUAACAAGAGAAUCAGGAAGAGUGAACAUCAAGAAAGAGUUUUCUUCCCAGUAAAGUCUUUUUUUUCUGAAAGACCAUGGCAUGUGUAAUGAAAGAAUUUACUUUGAUGUAACUGGCUUUGGCUUUCUAUGUUAAUAAAACUUGAUUUGUACAAAAGAAAAAUGCUCUUACCUCAGAAGAUCUAAUUCAGAUAAAGACUUGCUGGGUUGUGGUUCAUUCUGAAAUUGUCACGGUCAUCUCAAUCUUGUAAAUGUGCAAAUGAGGGAGGGGUGUAAGAAUUAUGAUGGA